AUGCCUUCCACCACCGGCGCAUCGAAGCGAUUCGAGCUUCCCAAGCUCGACUUCAAGUUUGGCUCAUUGACCGAAGGAACCAACAUUCCCCCACCGCUUCCCAGUCCCGUCCAGGAGGUCCCCACGCCUCCCCAGACCCCGCGUGUGAGCGAAACCAAGGAGUCGGACUCCGCCGUCAAGGGAAAGCUCGAUGAGAAGACAAACGGCCAUGCGGCGGCAGUUCCGGACUCGCCUGCCACCACCAACGGUACGAAAGGAUACUCGGAUGACACACCACUCUCUCCAGCAGCGUCAAGCAGACAAGGCAGCAUCCGUCGUCUCUUCAGCCGGACUUUACUGAACCAAGCAUAUGCAGAAGGCGAAAACCACUCGAACGGCAACGGCAACGGCGGCCCCCCGUCCCGGCCUAUGAGCCGCAGCCAAGGCAGCAUCCUCGACGAGAAGAAGUCGAAGCGCAGCAGCGGCUGGUUCAAGAGGCUGAGGACGUCGGAAACGUCGCCGCCGCAGAGACGAUCCAGCGUCGUCUACGAGCACCCCAACAUCAGCGAGACCAGCAGCCAUACGCCAAGCAAGCCCCAGGCCGCUCCGCAGGUCCAGGGGCCGCCGCCUCCGAUGAUCCCCGAGCUCAGCGCACUCCAGGCCAAGGUGGACGUGACAGACGGGGGCAGUCUCGGCGAGGAUUUGUUUAAGAACAUUAAAUAA
This is a messenger RNA of Colletotrichum higginsianum IMI 349063, 702 nucleotides long. RefSeq lists its product as uncharacterized. The record is from RefSeq and is a predicted model, not a curated record. Bases 1 to 702 code for a protein of 233 amino acids. The transcript has a single exon. NCBI's taxonomy places the organism in Eukaryota, Fungi, Ascomycota, Sordariomycetes, Glomerellales, Glomerellaceae.